GAUAUAAAUUGCUUGCACCAGCUGACAUAUUAUGUUGCACGCUUAAAUUCAGGGCAAACGAGGUCUGAGACUCUGGAAGCUUGCGGGGCUUCCGAAGCUUGUUGCCACUCCGGCCCUUCUGUAUCUUGUUAAUAUCUCACAAGCUUACUACUCGUGCUGAAAACCAAUUGAUAGCUUCAAACAGCAGGAAAGCCGAGGCCAGGCAGAAUGGCUGAGGAGACACAGCCCUAUACUAGCUACAACAAGCAGGAUGAGGUUCCAACGCUCAUUGGAAACUGGGUGGAGGAGCGUGAGCUAAAAGAACUGACAGGCGUGACGCGCAACCUGGCCGCGUCACAAGCGCUUAAAGACACGUCGGACGGGACCUCGCCCACGCGCUCCCUCGGCGACGCCCUCACCGCCACGCACCCGCGUGUGAUUGAGCACGUCCAAGCACAAACGCAUGCCGCGGACUGGCAGAGCACGGUACAGGCCACGUAUCGGCCACCCAGCGACGCAACCCGCAACGCGGCGGCUUACGUGAACACAUCCAAGAUGGGGCCGCGCGAGCGCAUGCUGCAUGAACAGCUGAUGAGGGAGGCGCAGGACCUGCCGCCGGAGCUGCAGGCAACACUGACGGGUCCGGCAGUGCCUGUCACCACCGCCUCCACCUACGGCGCGGACUUCCAUCAGCACGACCUCACAGGCAUUGUCGUGGGCGCCAAGGUGAUGAAGGACCGGGACGGGCGGCCGGCGGUGCGCGACCCCACCUUCCUGGCGGAGACGCAGAUGAUGAAGAAGGACGCUGCGGACCGGCUCAUGGGCGAGACGGCGCGGCAGUCGGGGGCGCGCGACACGACAAUGCUGCCCAACCCCGACGUCCCCGUCACCAUCUAUACGGAAGCCGUGGCCAACAAGACGUACGGCGGCGUGUUCCCCGGCACCACCACGCUCAACACUGCGGCGCCCUUCGGCAAGAGCACCAACUUCUCCAAGCCCAUGAGCGACUACAGCAAGGUGGUGGUGGACGAGUAGUUAGCCCAGCUAUCUACAUAUGCGUCCAGCUUCAUCAGUGGAUUGGUACCGUUGGUUUGGACGUAAGAGCUUGGCGGAGCUGGUUGCCGUUAGGUUGGAGCUUCGAGGUGGGAUGGAGCGGUGGGGCAGCGAGGAGGCAGACCAUGCAGGAUAGAGCGCGAUGAUAGUGAGGGGCGAUGUAGCGGUGUGAGGCGGGGGCUGGGUUGUCCGACUAUGCCAGCACACAUCACCACAGAAGGCAGCUGGUGGGAGCUGGCGUUGUGUGCGGUGGGACAGGGUGCAGGCACAAUGCGGGCGGUGGCUCGUAAGCUCGUGAUGUGGCUCUUUAGGCAGGCAGGGACACGGGAUGAGGACUACGGUAUGCACAAUCUGGUGUACAUUGGCGAAGGUGUGGCCAGGUGUGGCGGUCGUUACAUGCACGUGAGAGCAGUGAGCUCCUCCUCGGAGCUCUUCAGAGUGCGAUAGAUGCAUUCGUCCGAGGCAUGGGCCGUGGAAUGCGUGCGAUGGGACAUGGCUAGGGGCAAGUGGGUGUAGUCCCGUCACUCCCGUGGCUCGAUGGCUGAUACAGCUGGGCCCCGAGAAACAAGUGACAACCAACCCGGGCGCCAAUGCGCGGGGACUGGGGAGCCGCCACUGCAAGCAGAAAGCCGAGGGUGCACCUGGAGGCCAUGGAAGAGUGAGUGGUGUCCAGGGGAGCUGGGGAGGGCGUGCUAUCAGUAUCAGCGCCGGCCCUCCGACUUGCCGGAAUGCGGUGGAUGGCGGCAGGGCUCAGGAUUUAGGACCCUGUUGCCCUCAUCCAAAGUUCCAAACGGUUCGGCGUGGCUGCUGCCAAAGUUUGGGUGUCAGGGCCACCGCGCCCCUGCACAUACCGGUAACAUCGACACGAU
Chlamydomonas reinhardtii is the source of this 1901-nucleotide messenger RNA. RefSeq lists its product as uncharacterized. NCBI's taxonomy places the organism in Eukaryota, Viridiplantae, Chlorophyta, Chlorophyceae, Chlamydomonadales, Chlamydomonadaceae. The transcript has 8 exons. Bases 208 to 1014 code for a protein of 268 amino acids. The record is from RefSeq and is a predicted model, not a curated record.